Molecule: messenger RNA, 225 nt
Organism: Gongylonema pulchrum
Lineage: Eukaryota; Metazoa; Nematoda; Chromadorea; Rhabditida; Gongylonematidae
Source: the annotation of a GenBank genome assembly
GAAGUAUUCAACACGAUGCCAUUUACGGGUUUGGUCGCAGGCAAAAUAUUAUGCAUGCAUGGGGGUCUUUCACCGCAGCUGAAGAGUGUCGAUCAGUUACGGCAAAUCACUCGGCCCAUUGAUCCGCCAAAUCCAUCCAUCCAUAUCGACUUGCUGUGGUCAUUUUUCAGUUAUAGUACGAACAAACAGAUGCUAUUUCGAAUUCCAAUCUUUUCGCGAAGAUAA